CGGCUCUAAUACUCUAUGCACAUAGAGUCUGCAGCGUGCUGCCGGAUAUUGUUACAGUUGCUAUAGCAACUGUCUUCCGCUCCUCGCCGUGGUAAUGCCCGUCAUACUCCCGCCCUGGACCAUGAGAAGAAACUGCCACAAACUCACCCCGCGAUUCGGUGUCAUGCACUCCUAGCACAUAUAUUUACAACUCGCUGAUAUUUCACGUGCCAACCAUCUUUAACCCUAAGGACAACUACUGUUUCAUAUAAAGAGGACAGAGAAACAACUGUGGAGGAAUCCAUAUUGACUGCUGGAUUGCGGAGCAUUGAGAAGGAGGAACAGGAGGUUGAAACGAUAAACUAGUGGAAAUGAGAGAAAAUACAGCUUGGAAGAUGCAAGGUUUGCAUGAUGUGCAGUGGACGGGAACUCGCAGACCUCAAACAGCAAUAUGGAAGAUCCCAAAGUCAGACACACGGCGAGAAAAAUACAGCAAGUCAUCUCAUGAACACGGCCAUUUCUAUGAGACCCACGCUCCUGUAUUUUCCCCUAGUCCGGCCUUUUCACUCGACAGCAGUAGUUCUUCUCAAGUCGUGGACUUACACACCUCUAAUGGACCAUCCAGUGGAUGCUAUAAAUGUAGCAACUUCUCAUUCCCCACAGAUAGAAAACUCCCUCAAAUUCACAGCUCUACCGAUCUCUCCAAGAGUAACCUAUCAACAGACAGCUCUUCAGGAAACCUCUGCUACAGUGGAAAUCACAGCAAUGAAACGUAUCUCACGUUUGUAGAUGUAAAGACUCCAUGGUACAUAAAUGUACUCAAUGAAAAGGAGCAUUGUCUUCUGAAGUUGGGAGAGGAGAUAAAUCGACUCUCAAGGUUUGAGGUGGAAUCCAAGAGGAAAGAUCAUAUUAUUUCUACCUUGAAGAAUGAAAUAUCACAGCUUCAGAAUGAGUUCCAUAAUAUCCUACACUCACAGCCCAGGGAAGUAGAGGAGACUCUGAAGCAGUCUGGCCGCGCAGGUCCCGAUAUACAGAAUGAAUUUCCACAGGCUGAAGAGUAUCCCACUGAUCUUGAUGUGACCGAAGAACCGUUGGUUUCUAGAUCACGUCCCAGGGAUCUAUCCAGAAGUCCACAAAGAAAUGUGUCCACUACAUCCUUAGUGGGAAGUCUGUCCGAUAUACAGGGAGAAAGUCAAAUGGAGACAGAGAGCCUGAAUGAUGAUGUCGCUGUAGAAGACCAGUCUGGGACCUUCUCAGCAGGACAUGAAAAUCAGGGACCAGCUGAUAGAUCUGUGGGAGAGUUUAAUGACAGAAGUAAACUCAUACAUAGACUGCAAGACAACAUAGAGAUGAUAAAGAAGGAUUAUGAGAUGUCAAAAGGUGUUAUUUCAUCUCUGCAAAAAUUAGUUUCAUCCAGUGAGUACAAGCUCAAGAAAAGUGAAUGUGAAAAACAGGUUUUACAAAGAGAACUGAUGGAAAGAGCACUACAAAUACAAGCCAUGUCUAACAAGUUUUCCAGUAUGCGUGAAGAAAGAAAACAUGAAGAGCUGAUGGUGACUAUGGAGAGGGAGAACUACAACCUCAGAGAGCUGCUGUCUGAAUUGAAAUCUGAGGUAACCAGGAGGAAUAACAUGAUUGCCGAUUUCAAGAAUGAAAUUCACAGACUGCAGAAGGAGAUGACAGAUUACCAGACACACAAGAGAAUGUACGAGGGUGAUAAGAACCAGUUGGAGAGACAAAUGCAGGACUUGGCAGCUUCAGAGCAACAUGCCAAGGUGUCUUUGGAGAUUGUGCAGUCCAAGUUUGAAAGAUUCCGUAGUAAAAUCAUACAGGCCGCAUACACUGCCCCUGGAUUCAAGGGUCCACAAGUUGAGAUCUCCGAUACAGAAAUCCUGGACACCAUGCAGAAAAUAAUUGCAGACCGGUCUGAUUUUCACCAACAACUGAAGCAGAAAGGAGUGAAUGUCCCCCCACUUUACGCGUCGGAAAUCGCCCAUGUUAAGCAGACAUCAUCAACAACGAGGAGAAAAGCCGUGUGAAUUGCAUAUUUACUCGGGACUGCGUCUGCAUGGGGUUCCGGUCUCUAAGUCGACAGUAAAUAGGUCGACAGUAACUAGGUCGACCACUAUUGGUCGACAGUAACUAGGUCGACAGGUUCCACUGUAUGGAGAAAACGACACCAAAAUAACAUAAAAAACUCAUGUCGACAUUUUGACCUAGUUACUGUCGACCAACAGUGGUCGACCUAGUUACUGUCGACCUAGUUACUGUCGACCUUGCAUACCACACCCGUCUGCAUGAUACCCACAGUUCUCUUUCUGUAACACCUGGUGUUUUUAAUAAACUUGGUUUUGCUUAUUGUAA
Pseudophryne corroboree (corroboree frog) is the source of this 2343-nucleotide messenger RNA. It is a transcript of the gene CCDC27, whose product is annotated as coiled-coil domain containing 27. The record is from RefSeq and is a predicted model, not a curated record. Bases 351 to 2018 code for a protein of 555 amino acids. The transcript has 15 exons. NCBI's taxonomy places the organism in Eukaryota, Metazoa, Chordata, Amphibia, Anura, Myobatrachidae.